Molecule: messenger RNA, 645 nt
Organism: Huiozyma naganishii CBS 8797
Lineage: Eukaryota; Fungi; Ascomycota; Saccharomycetes; Saccharomycetales; Saccharomycetaceae
Exons: 1
Coding region: 1-645 (214 amino acids)
Source: RefSeq, a predicted model, not a curated record
AUGACUGGUGGAAAGGAAGACUCAAUGGUGGGGGCGACUGCUCUCCAGGAUAUUCUGUUCGUUUACGGCGGUGUGCAGAGACACAUCACCUCCGUGGAACUGCGCACUGUCGACCGUGACAAUCUCACGAUCGACUACAGCUGCUCGCACGGGUCGAUGAUGGAGAAGAGUGUGACAAUUCCGGAAAAGUUCCGGUCUGCGAACUCUACUGACGCGGUGCGCGCCAUGGCCCACGAGGCCUGUCAAGUGAGGGGCCUGUCCCCCUACGAGAUCCGCGAGGUGAUCCCGCCCAACACGGUGCUAGAUUGGUUGAUUGUGGGCGGUGUGUUUUUGCCGACCCUGUGCUACGUGUACAGACCGGCACUGUACUGCCUGGGAAAGCUGCCCCUGUUCCCUGCAGCGGUCCUCGCCCUCUUGGACAACGACCGCGUGCUCCUCGCGAUUAUUGUCCUUGAGUUUGUUGCUCACGCCGCAGAGACACUGUUCAUAGUCGUGCCCAAGCUGCAGUACUACCGGACGCGGUCCCAGGACCGCACCGCGUGGCUGCUUCUUGGGCUGCUCGAAGGCUACGGACCAGCACGGCGCCUCGACGACCGUGCCCGUGCGAUCGCGGCGGCCAAGAACCCAUCCCCGCACAGCGAAUAG